UUGCGCACGCGCCUUCGCCCUCUCUCCCCACGCUGGUUCCGCGUCCUCGGAGCGGUGCCUCUGUCCGCCUCGGGUGCCCAGGGUCUGGGUGAGAUCCGGGCUGUCGCGCCACCGCGAUGGGCAAAACUGCCGAUUCCCGGGGCCUCGGAGUCCGGCCCGACCCGGUGCGGAGCUUCAAUCGUUGGAAGAAGAAGCACAGCUACAGGCAGAGCCAAAAGAAACAGUUGAGGAAGCAGCUGAAGAAGCCCGAGUGGCAAGUGGAGCGUGAGGUUAUCAGCCGCCUCGUGCAGAACUAUGAAAAGAUAAAUGUAAAUGAAAUUACAAGAUUUUCAGAUUUACCCUUGUCCAAAAAAACAUUGAAAGGUUUGCAAGAAGCCCAGUACCGCUUGGUAACCGAGAUCCAGAAGCAGACCAUUGGGUUGGCGUUACAAGGUAAAGAUGUCCUUGGAGCUGCCAAAACUGGCUCUGGCAAGACUUUGGCUUUCCUUGUUCCAGUGCUGGAAGCUUUGUAUCGACUGCAGUGGACCUCAACCGAUGGGCUGGGUGUUCUGAUUAUAUCACCCACAAGAGAACUGGCCUAUCAGACUUUUGAGGUUCUCCGGAAAGUCGGGAAGAAUCAUGACUUUUCAGCUGGCCUCAUCAUUGGUGGAAAGGAUCUGAAACACGAAGCUGAGAGGAUCAAUAACAUAAAUAUACUGGUGUGCACACCGGGUCGGCUUCUUCAACACAUGGAUGAAACAAUAUGUUUUCAUGCCACCAAUCUGCAAAUGUUAGUUCUUGAUGAAGCAGAUAGAAUCUUGGAUAUGGGCUUUGCUGACACCAUGAAUGCUAUUAUUGAAAACCUUCCCAAGAAACGUCAGACUUUGCUUUUUUCAGCUACACAAACCAAAUCGGUAAAGGACCUUGCACGCUUGAGUUUGAAAAACCCUGAAUAUGUCUGGGUUCAUGAAAAAGCAAAAUAUAGCACCCCUGCCACUUUGGAACAGAACUACAUAGUUUGUGAGCUGCAGCAAAAAAUAAGUGUGCUAUAUUCCUUUUUGAGAAGCCACCUGAAGAAGAAAAGUAUUGUCUUUUUCUCCAGUUGCAAAGAGGUUCAGUAUCUGUACCGAGUGUUCUGCCGGCUACGUCCCGGUAUUUCUAUCCUUGCUCUGCAUGGUCGACAGCAGCAGAUGAGAAGAAUGGAAGUUUAUAAUGAAUUUGUCCGCAAGAAAGCUGCCGUGCUCUUUGCUACUGAUAUUGCAGCCAGGGGGCUGGAUUUCCCGGCUGUGAAUUGGGUUCUUCAGUUUGAUUGUCCAGAGGAUGCCAACACAUAUAUUCACAGAGCAGGUAGAACUGCCAGGUACAAAGAGGAUGGUGAAGCUUUAUUAAUUUUGCUUCCCUCAGAAGAAAAAGGGAUGGUGCAGCAGCUUCUUCAGAAGAAAGUGCCUGUGAAGGAAAUCAAAAUCAAUCCAGAAAAACUUAUAGAUGUUCAGAAAAAAUUGGAAUCGUUUUUAGCCCAAGAUCAAGAUUUAAAAGAAAGAGCCCAAAGGUGUUUUGUCUCCUACAUACGUUCGGUAUAUCUGAUGAAGGAUAAAGAAAUAUUUGAUGUGAGCAAGUUACCUAUACCUGAAUAUGCCCUGUCUCUUGGUCUUGCUGUGGCACCGCGGAUAAGAUUUCUUCAGAGAAUGCAGAAACAACCCACCAAAGAAGUGGAAGUGAGCCAGGAUGAUAAAGUCGUUGAGUCAAGUGCUCCCUCUCUCACCAAUGAUGAAGUGGAAGAAUUUAGAGCUUACUUCAGUGAGAAGAUGUCUAUUCUUCAGAAAGGUGGGAAAAGACCAGAAGGGACAGAGUACAAACAGGCUACUGGCAUUAGUGAUGAAGAGGAAGAAGAGAAGGAAGAUGAAGAAGAAAUGGAAGAGAAACUGGCAAAAGCCAAAGAGUCUCAACCUCAGGCUGUCCCUGGUGACAAAACGUCGCAGAAGAGCAAGCAAGCUCCUAUGCAGUUCUUGGAUGGAGAUGAGGAGGAGGAGGAGGAAGACGGCCUUGACGCUGAUUUCUUUAAGGUGAAGCGGCACAAUGUGUUCGGGUUGGACCUUAAGGAGACUAAAACAUCCCAGAAGAAAGACCCUUCUAAAUCCAGCAUGAAGAAAAAAGUGACAAAGGUUGCAGAAGCAAAAAAAGUAAUGAAGAGAAAUUUUAAAGUAAAUAAGAAAAUAACAUUUACCGAUGAAGGGGAGUUGGUUCAGCAGUGGCCACAGGUACAGAAAUCUGUCUCCAAGGAUAACGAGGAUGAGGACGACAGUGGCGGUAUCAACUUAGAUAAAGCCAAGGAGAGGCUUCAGGAAGAGGACAAAUUUGACAAGGAGGAAUACAGGAAGAAAAUUAAGGCAAAGCAUCGGGAGAAAAGAUUGAAGGAAAGGGAAGCCAGAAGAGAAGCAAAUAAGAGACAAGCAAAGGCCAAAGAUGAAGAGGAAGCUUUUCUCGAUUGGAGUGACGAUGACACUGAUGGGUUUGAUCCAAGCACACUUCCAGAUCCUGAUAAGUAUAGAAGCUCCGAAGAAUCAGACAGUGAUGAUGUGGGAAAUCAAAUCAGUGAUAGCAAGAAACAACAGGGAAUGAGGAAAAGGAACAACAGUGACGUGGAAGAGGCGGGGCCCACAAGUCGUAACAGAAAGAAGACCAAGUGGGAAACCUUGGAGCCUUUGGAUACGGGCCUGUCUUUAGCCGAGGAUGAAGAGCUGGUGCUGCAUCUGCUCAAAAAUCAAAGCUAGAAGUUCCUGCUCUUGUCUUCUCCUUGAAACCUCUGGUGGUGAUUAUGUGGACAAGAAGUUGAAAAAAACAGUUGGCUUUGGGGCACUUAAGUAGCAUGAGUCCUCAGACAGGAGCGAUCAUUCCUCUAAGCCCCUUUCACAGGGCGUGCUUGCGCAAGUAUUGGGAAAGGGUGGAUGAUAAAAUGUCCUGAUUCCAUGUUCCAGCAUGUGCUCUGUUAGCUUUUAUCCAUGGGUUUCUACAUCUUGUCAUUGGAAAUCCUUCCUGUAUUUUACAGGCAAGUUCUGAAGACUUGGUUUCACUGUGAGAAAUUCCAGUCUUGCUUACUGUACAGAAGUUUCUCUGUAAUGUUAAAUAAAAUUGCUCACAAUUUUGAUGUAUUUAAUAUCUCUAAAGAGAAAGAGUGUAAUGGACUGACCCUGAGGGGGAGAAAAAGAAUAUUUUUGAAUUGCCAUGAUCAAUAAUAAACAUAUUUCCUAUGAAAUGAA
Phacochoerus africanus (Common warthog) is the source of this 3236-nucleotide messenger RNA. It is a transcript of the gene DDX10, whose product is annotated as DEAD-box helicase 10. Gene Ontology annotation, biological process: rRNA processing. The transcript is spliced from 18 exons. Bases 117 to 2750 code for a protein of 877 amino acids. NCBI's taxonomy places the organism in Eukaryota, Metazoa, Chordata, Mammalia, Artiodactyla, Suidae. Gene Ontology annotation, molecular function: ATP binding; nucleic acid binding; RNA helicase activity. The record is from RefSeq and is a predicted model, not a curated record. Gene Ontology annotation, cellular component: nucleus.